Paramisgurnus dabryanus is the source of this 799-nucleotide messenger RNA. RefSeq names its product tumor susceptibility gene 101 protein. Gene Ontology annotation, cellular component: ESCRT I complex. Gene Ontology annotation, molecular function: ubiquitin binding. The record is from RefSeq and is a predicted model, not a curated record. NCBI's taxonomy places the organism in Eukaryota, Metazoa, Chordata, Actinopteri, Cypriniformes, Cobitidae. Gene Ontology annotation, biological process: protein transport; endosome to lysosome transport; protein modification process.
ACUGCAUGUUAGCGCUGCUAACAGUGUCCUGGGUGGAUUUGAUUUAAAAUCAUGAAGUCAUGACAACUGCUUGGGAUCUUAGGAGAAUUCUACCUAAGACGUAUGAUCACAGGACAGAGGUCCUAUCAGAAAUCUCUACGGUUUUGUCUCAGCACAGACACCUUGAGGCUGUGACAGACAGAUUUGUUUUUAAUGAUGGCACAGCGAAGAACUUGAUGUGUUUGACUGGAACCAUCAUGGUAGUAUAUAAAGGGAAACCAUACAACAUUCCUGUUUGUUUGUGGCUAAAGCAAAGUUAUCCAAGAACUGCUCCCAUCUGCUAUGUGAAACCCACCCAUGAAAUGAUGAUUGUGUCCAGUAGGCAUGUCAACAGCAAUGGGGAGAUCAUGUUGCCUUACCUGGAUGAGUGGAGACAUACACAAUGUGAUCUGCACAGUUUGAUUCAGGUUAUUAUGGCUGUGUUUGGUGAAGUCCCUCCUCUGUGCAUGCGACCAGAAUACUCAGGCUCAGUUCACCCACCAAUGUACUCAGUGGAGGAACUCUCGCAUGUAAAGCUGGAUACAGAAGAUCAUCUGUUCAAUGAAUCAAACUGUUAAAAUAACUUGAAAAUAGUUUUUUGUUAAUGUAGACAGUGAUAUCAAAAUGUACAAGAUGUAAAAUAGAUAGUUUAGAAAAGAUGAAUGAAUGAUAAAUGAACAAAAAUGAAUAAAAGUUGAAAUAAAUGAAUACAUUUUUUUUAAAAUAUAUAAAAAUAAAUAAAAUAAAAGAAUUAAAAUUUUUAAAUAAAUGUAAAUUGUCC